UAAUAGUAGUAGUAGUUAAUUCCCCUUUUCCUUUUUAUAAAACGGAGCUCACAAUUUAUUUAUUUAUUUAUUUAUUUUUGGGUUUCCGAGGGUCGUCAUCCCCAAACAAGUUGUUUGGGGACGAUGCCCAGGAAGUUUUUGCCCCCCUUUACUAGUCUCUAUAAAGUGUUUGAUAUUUGUCCCCAAUAAAUUUGUGUAUUGCCUUCUACUCAUGCUCCAGUCUGCUUCUGUUAAUUUUUUUUUCCGAAGGGCUGCCAGAAGUCUGCUUUUUUAAAAUUUUGGUUUCCAGAUCUGCAUAUAUCCCUUUCUGUCAGACCAUCUCAACAGCUUGCUGCAUUACAAUUACAUUCUGCCCUUUCAGGUUUAUUUUGCUGUGAUGGAAAAGGAUUUCGAGUUCUCGGCACGACAGCGUCCCUCCUCGGUAGAACUGCCGUCUCUUCUCGCAUGCGUCCAAUCAAACAUUGCUAAUUUUGAUAUCACUCCCAGCCCUCGAGGAGAAACUCCGCAUUCCAACGGCUCAGAGAUCACUGGUGUUCAGAAUCUUACCAAUGUGGGUAGCGCGCCUUCACGGAACUCGCCAAUCCAAGCAAUUAAACCCCACCAUGCACAUACUAUUUCCAUUAGCUUGCCAUCGUCGCCUUCCGGACUUUACGUAGGACAGAAUAGCGAAAUUGCGAUGAGCGGAAAAGCUGUCGACAAUGUGUCCAAUGAGCAUUCAAAUUACCAUAAGAAUCCGCACAUUGUCAACCUGCAGCAACCGAAGAAGGCGAUGUUUCACUCGCAGCCCAUGCCAGUUGGAGAUAGGAAAGUUCUCAAUCCUUUGGAGGCUCAGCCGAGGAAUCCUAGGAGCAGCAGACUGCGAGACAACCGCUACGAUUCGUUCAAGACUUGGUCAGGUAAACUUGAAAGGCAGAUAUCGAACUUACGCGGAAAACCGCAGGAAGAGGAGGAGAUCAUUGAUUCUCAAAAGCCCGAGCCAGCACCCGUGCCCGGAGUGGACCGCUUCUUCGAUGCCUUAGAGGGGCCUGAAUUAGAGACUCUCAGGGCGUCGGAGCAGUUGGUUCUUCCUGAAGACAAGAAAUGGCCUUUCCUUCUGCGCUUCCCGAUAUCAUCCUUCGGUAUGUGCCUCGGCGUGAGCAGCCAAGCGAUGUUGUAUAAGACACUAGCCACAUCCCCCUCCACAAGUUUCCUACACAUGAGCCCGAAAGUCAAUCUUGUUCUGUGGUCUAUCUCUAUUUCUCUAAUGGCCGCCGUUUCCUUCAUUUACUUUCUGAAAGUCAUAUUCUACUUCGAAGCUGUUCGUCGCGAAUACUACCACCCUAUUCGCGUAAACUUCUUCUUUGCUCCUUGGAUAGCUUGCCUGUUCUUAGCCAUUGGGGUGCCACCACUAGUUUCGGAAAACCUUCAUGGCUCUCUUUGGUAUGUUCUAAUGGCUCCGAUCCUGUGCCUUGAGCUUAAGAUUUAUGGCCAGUGGAUGUCGGGAGGCCAAAGGAGGCUCUCGAAAGUUGCGAAUCCUUCGAACCAUUUAUCGGUUGUCGGCAAUUUCGUCGGUGCAUUACUAGGUGCUUCUAUGGGACUUCAAGAAGGGCCCAUCCUCUUCUUUGCUGUUGGAUUAGCUCAUUAUACUGUACUAUUUGUAACUUUAUACCAGAGGCUUCCGACAAAUGAAACGCUUCCGAAGGAGCUUCAUCCGGUGUUCUUUUUAUUCGUGGCGGCACCUAGUGUUGCUUGCAUGGCGUGGGCGAAGAUCACGGGGGAAUUUGGUUACGGAUCAAGGAUUGCUUACUUCAUUGCUCUUUUCCUCUAUGUUUCCCUUGCUGUCAGGGUGAAUUUUUUCCGAGGAUUCCGGUUCUCAUUGGCAUGGUGGGCAUAUACAUUUCCUAUGACCGGGGCAGCGAUUGCGACGAUUAGAUACUCAUCGGAAGUGAAGAAUGUGUUCACAGAGUCACUCUCUGUUGUACUCUCGUGCAUAUCGACUCUAACGGUAAUAGCUUUGCUCGUCUCUACGGUCGUUCAUGCUUUCGUACUCCGUGAUCUCUUCCCAAAUGAUAUUUCCAUUGCCAUUACUGAGAAGAGACUAAAAUCAAGCAAGAAGCAUGUGCGUGUAAGGGCCGCGAGCUCGGAUGCUCAAGACUUAGAAGCAUGUGUUUCUGGAGAUAGCGAAGGGCAUUAGAUACUUUUCGUUCAUUCGAUGAACAUAAUAUAGUAUCUUGAGCUAAAAUGCAGAUAACUCUCGGAAUUUACCACGAUACUUUUACAAUGAAAACCUGCAGAAAAAAAACACCUCAGUAUUCAUACUGUUCUCACUCGUGCCUUUCGUAAUGCUGUUGUUCAUAAAUUGUUAGCAAAUCCUCAAACAUAAUUUCAAAAACACAAACUGUAGCCUUGACGGAAAAAUGACAGCUAUAAGUGGGGGAUUGACGAAAAAAAUAACGUUUCAUGGAUGAUAAACCUACGAAAGCGACAUAAAAAUCGAGAAAGUUUUCUGCAGGUUUUCACUAUCGAGAGGGGCGAAGUACAAUACACUUAGCUGAGGUAUCUGCAUUUUAUUCUGAAAUUUUUCUGAUGCUGUCGGGUUCUCGUAUGUCUCAAGAAGCUAUCGAAACAUUUUUUGUCGAUGAAGAUUGUUGAGUUGAAACAUUAAUGUAAAUAUCCUUUUACCCAUGGCUUGCUUAUUGUUCGAGAAGUACAAUUUCGAGAGUACAGUAUCAUCGAGCUACUGCUCGUGUCUCUGUGAACUUUUUGAUGUCUCUGUGAACUUUUUGAACCUUAACAUGUUUCGCUCUUGUUC
Ananas comosus (pineapple) is the source of this 2791-nucleotide messenger RNA. Its product is annotated as S-type anion channel SLAH2-like. Gene Ontology annotation, molecular function: voltage-gated monoatomic anion channel activity. Gene Ontology annotation, biological process: intracellular monoatomic ion homeostasis; transmembrane transport. Gene Ontology annotation, cellular component: membrane. The record is from RefSeq and is a predicted model, not a curated record. The transcript is spliced from 6 exons. The coding region runs from base 377 to 2173 and encodes 598 amino acids. Lineage: Eukaryota; Viridiplantae; Streptophyta; Magnoliopsida; Poales; Bromeliaceae.